Messenger RNA from Penicillium vulpinum, 975 nucleotides. RefSeq names its product Major facilitator superfamily domain general substrate transporter. Gene Ontology annotation, cellular component: membrane. The record is from RefSeq and is a predicted model, not a curated record. Lineage: Eukaryota; Fungi; Ascomycota; Eurotiomycetes; Eurotiales; Aspergillaceae. Gene Ontology annotation, molecular function: carbohydrate:proton symporter activity. Bases 376 to 975 code for a protein of 199 amino acids. Gene Ontology annotation, biological process: carbohydrate transport; transmembrane transport. The transcript has 3 exons.
AUGUUUGUGAUUGCCCGCGGGGUUCUAGGCUGUGGAAAAGUCUUCCUUGGGGCAUCUGGCUCCCCCUUGAUCACGGAGAUUGCACACCCAGCACACCGAACUUCAACAACAGCUAUGUUCAACACAACCUACGCCCUCGGAGCAAUUGUUGCGGCCUGAAACAACGAAGCGCUUGAAAUCCUUGGUAAAUACCAUGCGGAAGGCAACACGGAUGAUGCACUUGUUCGUUUUCAAUUCAAUGAAAUCCAAGAGGCUCUCCAAUACGAACGCAGUGCGAGAAAGUCUACCUGGAUCCAGAGUUAUUUGCAGUUCACCCGUUCUCGUGGAGAUCGGAAGCGCUUGUUUAUUUUGUUCUGGAGCGCGUGUUUCGCCCAGAUGUCGGGAAACGCCGUUAUUUCAUACUACCUUUCGCCAGUUCUCUCGAGUGUCGGAUUGACAAGCAGUCUAAAACAAACGUUUAUCAACGCAACCCAGCAGAUGCUUUCAUGGUUUUCCUGUUUAUACUUCGCCACUCUUCCCAAUAAGCUUGGACGUCGAGUUCUAUUCCUUGGUUCGGGAGGGAGCAUGUUCCUUUGUCUCAUUGAUAUCACCGUUGGGAGUGCUGUGUUCGCCCAAGAUUCUUCGAACAAAGCUGCAGGUGGCACAGUGGUUGCAUUUCUAUAUCUCUUUUCGCCAUGUUAUAAUUUUGGGAUAAAUGGCAAUCUCGGGCUCUAUAUCGCGGAGACCCUGCCUUUCCAUCCUCGCAUGAGGGUUCAGGCUUUGUACCACUUCUUCGCCACUUGCUUCACCCUACUAGCGACCUACGCGUUUCCUAUUGGACUCGAAAAUAUCGCAUGGAAGUUCUAUACGAUCUUCAUUCCGUGGGUUGCCAUCGAGUUUAUUGUGGUAUGCUUCGUCUAUCCGGAAACCAAGGGAUACUCACUUGAAGAAAUCGCCACAAUAUUUGACAAAGAGCCCAGCUCCUCUUGGGAAUGA